Cucumis sativus (cucumber) is the source of this 1251-nucleotide messenger RNA. RefSeq lists its product as uncharacterized. The transcript has 10 exons. Bases 40 to 1056 code for a protein of 338 amino acids. Gene Ontology annotation, molecular function: catalytic activity. The record is from RefSeq and is a predicted model, not a curated record. NCBI's taxonomy places the organism in Eukaryota, Viridiplantae, Streptophyta, Magnoliopsida, Cucurbitales, Cucurbitaceae.
UUGCUGCAUUCUCUCUUUCUGCUUUUUACUCCUUAAAUCAUGACUCUCAAGUGGGGCUUCCCCUCACUCACUCAUAUCCACCUUACCAGAACUCCAAUGGCCACCAAAUGUGAAGGUCUUGGCCUUGGACGCCUCUUCUCUCAUCCAAACUCCGCUACCUUCCCCUCAUUUCUUCCUAAAGAGGUCUCUAAAAUCAAUGACCCUUUAGCCAGAACCAUGGCUCGUAAAAUCGAGAGGCUACCGAUGACAUUAUUUGAAACUUGCAUUAUGAGUAGCUGUGUUAAACCAGCAAAAAGAAGUGAGAAGAAUCCGGUGGUUCUACUCCACUGCUUCGAUAGUUCUUGUUUGGAAUGGAGUUAUGCAUUUCCUCUGCUUGAAGAGGCUGGUCUAGAAACGUGGGCUGUUGAUGUUCUUGGAUGGGGCUUUUCUGACUUGGAUAGUCUUCCACCAUGCAAUGUCGAAACAAAACGUUCUCAUCUGUACCAGUUUUGGAAGACCUACAUCAAGAGGCCGAUAGUAUUAGUUGGACCAAGCCUUGGUGCAGCUAUUGCAGUUGAUUUUGCAGUUAAUCAUCCGGAAGCUGUGGAGAAGCUGGUUUUGAUCAAUGCUUGUGUGUAUAGUAAAUGCACCGGGCACCCUACAAAACUGCCGAAUGUGGUAGCAUAUGCUGGGGUUUCUUUGUUGAAAAGCAUCCCAUUGCGCCUCAUUGCAAAUAAGUUAACUUUCAAUCAACUUUCUCUAGCUCGAAAUCUAGAAUGGACUAAUGUUGGCCGUUUGCACUGUCUACUGCCUUGGUGGGAAGAUACAACUGUUAGUUUUAUGAAAAGUGGAGGUUAUAAUGUCAUUUCCCAGAUUAAACAGGUCAAGCACAGAGCACUUGUUAUUGCUGGCGAAGAUGACAGAAUUAUUCGCUUUAAAGAUGCGGUGAGGCUUCAUUGUGAGUUACCAAAUGCAGUACUGCGAGUAAUUACAGAUAGUGGCCAUCUUCCCCAUGUCGACAGUCCUGCUUCUGUUUCAAAGCUGAUUACACAUUUUGUGUUACAUGAUUGCUGCUAGAAAUUCUUUAUACGUCUAAAACAUCCACAAUUAUACUCACACCCAUAUAUAUAUAUAUAUAUAUAUAUACAUAUAUAAUUACAUAUUUUAUGUUAUAAGAAAUAUUCUAAGCGGUUCCCAAAUAUUGUUGACUAAUUGUAGUUUGUUUUUGGUACUAUUUUCAAUCAACUUGAAAAAACUAAUCCUUCAAUGUUA